Molecule: messenger RNA, 7257 nt
Organism: Coccinella septempunctata (seven-spotted ladybird)
Lineage: Eukaryota; Metazoa; Arthropoda; Insecta; Coleoptera; Coccinellidae
Product: sortilin-related receptor-like
Exons: 22
Coding region: 68-6460 (2130 amino acids)
Biological process (GO): post-Golgi vesicle-mediated transport
Cellular component (GO): Golgi apparatus; membrane
Molecular function (GO): protein binding
Source: RefSeq, a predicted model, not a curated record
UGUUUUUCAGUAAACAGCUGACCGUUAGAGGUUGUGUUUGUGCGAAGUUUAUACAAAUGUCAUCAUAAUGAGAGUUUUUUUGAUUUUCGCCCUCGUUUCUACUAUACAUUGGAAUACAGCAUCGUCUCAAAAAAAUACGUUAAGUGGAACACCAGCUUCUUCUCAGAACGGACUAUUUACUUUUAAUAUAGAUGAUCAGGAUGUACCUACAUUAGCUAGAGCUAAAAGGGAUGUUGAUGCUGAUAGCAACAUUACUAGUCCAAUAAAUGUCAAGGUGAAAGAACUCGAUGACAUACAUAAACAGCUGAUGGUCCAUUGGGUUCGGGAAGGAAGUAGUGUCAUUGUUUGCCUAGCAAGAGAUCCUUCACCUUUAUCUGAUAAUACACCCGUCAAUCCUUCCUCCGUGUAUAUUUCCUACGAUUAUGGCGAUACUUAUGUGGAAAAAGUCGAUGAGUUCAAGUUGGCCGAUGGAAAUCUAUCCACUUUGGAAAAGUUCUAUAACCAUCCGAGAUAUAAUACACAUUUCGUAUUUGCUGAUGUCAAGCAUAAAACUAUAUUUGUUACUACGGAUUAUGGAAAAACCGUCACCAGAAGGGACUUGGAGUUUUCCCCGACUGAUAUUUUGUUCCAUGAAUAUUACUCCAGUACAUUCUUUGUUCAUGACAAGAAUGAUCCAGAAAUGAAAGUGUAUUUAACGGAAGAUUUCGGCAACAGUUUCACCAUAUCUAGAGAUUUCGUUAUACAGUUACAAUGGAUGAAAGACUCUAAUGACAAUCAGCAACUUAUAGAAUAUAGACUUGAGCCGUCCAGAGCAGGAACUGUUAUGUAUUCGAGUUCUAUGUUCAAAAAACCACCGGUUUCGAUUUAUGCCACGAAAGUGAAAGAUAUUUACAUCAAAGACUCCUAUAUAUUCACCACCAAAGAAGGAGAAAAUGGGAAUGUAGAUCUUUAUGUUUCAUACAAAUUUGGAGUGCAGAAAAAAUGUAUUUUUGAUACGCAACUUGAGAAAAAAAGUUACUUUGUGGUCGAUGUUACCGAAAAUAGAGCAUUAGUAGCGGUUAGUCAUGGAAAGACUGUAUCUCAUUUAUAUGUAUCCGACAAUCUUGAUGGUAAACUUGGACAGGUGGAAUUCAUCCUAUCCCUUGAAGAUGUACUUUGCUACUUCCCAAAUAAUACAUGGCAUGAAACACUUAUGCAGCUUAUGGCUGAAGAAACAUUCGCCGACGUCUACAAAGUUGAAGGUCUGUCUGGAAUCUACAUCGCCUCGAGAGUGGUGAACAAACCGAAAGGAUCGAAUCUAGGUCCCCAGAAUCUUGGUUCUGUCAUCACGUUCGAUCAUGGCGCAACAUGGAGAUUGAUCCGGCCUCCCCAAAGAGAUAACGAGGGACAGCUUAUCAGUUGCGAUACUCACAAGAAUUGCUCCUUACAUCUCAGCCAAAAGUUCAGCUACCUAUAUCCCGACACUAAAACAAUAAGUAUUCUUUCCAGUAAAUCUGCCCCUGGGCUAUUGAUAGCCACCGGUGUCAUUGGAAACUCCCUGAAGGGUCAUUAUGGAGUCUACGUGAGUAGUGAUGCUGGUUGGACAUGGAGACAAACAUUGAAAGACCUUUAUUUCUUCAACAUGGGAGAUCACGGAGGACUGUUGACUGCUGUUAAAUAUUAUAAAAGCAGGGGACAAACGAAACAUAUUCUGUACUCAACAGAUGAAGGGGAAACAUGGAAACAAGCACCAUUCCAUAAGGAGAAUCUCAGAUUAUACGGCUUGAUGACAGAGCCUGGCGAAAAUACCACUGUUUUCACCAUGUUUGGAUCGUUACCGGAGUAUCAUAAGUGGAUAAUAAUAAAAUUAGAUCUAUUGAAAGCCUUCCAAUACAACUGUACCAAAGACGAUUAUAAAUCGUGGUCUCCAAGCCAAAGUGAAAGUGGACGAAACUAUGUUCCUUGUAUUAUGGGACAACAAAGAACGUACCAAAGAAGAAUGCCACAUUCAAAUUGCUAUAAUGGUCUAGAUUACGAUGCCCCAAUUUCCAUGGAACCCUGUAACUGUGAUAUCCUGGAUUAUGAAUGCGAUUUCGGAUUUGUACGAACGAGCAAACACGGACACUGCAUCAGAAACAAAACGGUUCUGAUCGAUCCCUACAAAGUGCCCGAAAAGUGCGUGCCAGGACAGUUUUACAACAGAACCAAAGGAUACAGGAAAAUUCAGGGAGAUAUGUGCAAAGCUGGAUUCGAAAAGCAUUAUUUACCUGACCAAGUGCCAUGUCCUUUCGUCGAAAUAGAUGAUUUUCUUCUAUUCGCCCAGAGGGAAAGAAUAUCGCGUUUCAAUCUAGUGACGAGGACUUUAGAAGAAUUGCCGGUGAAGAACUUGAAGAAUGUUAUUGCCAUUGACUUUGACAUGAAGAAUAAUUGCGUCUUCUGGGCUGACAUAGCUCUGGAUCUGAUUGGGAGACAAUGUUUGAGUAAUGGUAGUGCACCGGAGAUAUUGGUGUCUAGCGACUUGGCGUCUAUUGAGGGAAUGGCGUUCGAUUGGAUCUCUAACACUCUAUAUUUCGUUGACGGAAUGAGAUCGAAAAUCGAAUUGAUUAGGACAGAUAUCAAUCAUAGCGGAAGAAUGAGGAGGACUGUUUUGGGACCGAACGUUCUGAAGAAACCAAGAGGUAUUGCCCUUCAUCCCAAACACGGUUACCUGUUUUGGACAGAUUGGUCUUCCGACAAUCCGUCCGUGAACCGCGCCGACCUGGAUGGAACCCACCUCAAACCGUUGUUUAAGAAACCCAUAGUGGAGUGGCCCAACGGCAUCACUAUUGAUUACAUCGCCGAAAGAAUCUACUGGGUUGAUGCUAAGCAAGAUUACAUAGCGUCCGCAGAUUUGCAUGGGGAUGAUAUGAAAUAUGUCAUCAGGGGAAGCGAGGUUGUAUCGCAUCCGUUCGCAGUUGCCGUGUUCAAGAACACCAUGUUCUGGGACGACUGGAAAAGAAUUUCGAUAUUUGCAGCUGAUAAAGAUAGCGCACUUGGCGAUCAUCAAAAUAUCGAAGUCAUUCAGGAAAAACUUGUGGGACUAAUGGACCUCAAAGUAUUCUCCCACGGCAUUCAAAUAGGCAACAACACGUGCAAUCCUAAUUCUUGUCCAUACCUUUGCGUUGGUUCUCCAUCGAAAGAGGGACACUCGUGUCUCUGCCCCGACGGUAUGAUAAGAUUAAAUAACGAUUGUCUUUGUCCUGGAAAUGUCAAACCGUCCGUAAACGGAACGUGCCCUAAACAGAUGGGAACCUGCGCCCCAGAACAUUUUACCUGCGCCGAUAACUCUUGCAUCCCGAUCGGAUGGAAGUGCGAUGGCGAGCCGGAUUGUGCCGAUAAGAGCGACGAGGUCAAUUGCAAGUCACAGAACUGUCCACCGUUCAAUUUCUUGUGCGGAGACGGCAAAUGCAUACCGAGAUUUUGGAGAUGCGAUUUCUCGAAUGACUGUGCCGAUGGUUCAGAUGAAAUAGAUUGCCCUAAACCGAACUGUACCAAAGACCAAUUCACCUGUAGUAAUCGUCGAUGCAUUUCUAUGAGGUGGAAGUGCGAUGGUCAAAACGAUUGUAAAGAUAAUUCUGAUGAGUUGAACUGCAGUGGUUCUGAACCUAAAACGUGUCGAAGUGACGAGUUCAAAUGCAAAGAUGGCGGCACAAUUUGCGUUCCCAACGCCUGGAAAUGUGACGGCGAAAAAGACUGCAAAGACGGAUCUGACGAAUACAACUGUACCAAUAAUCAGUGCUCUGAAGAUCGCUUCUUUUGCGGACCUCCAUCCAACGCGUGUAUUUAUAAAGCUUGGUUAUGUGAUGGGGAGAUAGACUGUGUUGGCGGAAAAGACGAGCAAAAUUGUUCCCAAGCCAAUAUUCCACAAAAGCCAACUCUACCCGAUCUGUUCCAUGCUCAGAACGGCACCUGUACCGAAUGGAUGUUCAAGUGUAGGAACGAAAAAUGCAUCCCUUAUUGGUGGAAAUGCGAUCACUCCGACGACUGCGGCGAUGGUAGCGACGAACAGGGCUGCCAAAAUAACGAGGCUUCGACAUCUCCAACGCCAACCCAGCCUACGCCCAACGGUCAACCGAGGGCCUGCGGUCAAAACCAGUUCCAGUGCUCAGACGGUAAUUGCAUACUGAGCAGUUGGCUGUGCGACGGUUACCCAGAUUGUCUAGGAGGGGAGGAUGAGGCUAAUUGUUCGAGCACCUGCGAUAACAAGCACUUCAGAUGCAGGAAGGAUGGCAGUUGCAUCCAGAAAGAAUUUGUAUGCGACAACAAAACGGACUGCCCCGAUGGUACGGACGAAUUGAAUUGUGAUCUUCACUUGCCCAAGGCCCCAGAAGCGCCAAGCUGUGCAGUUGGUCUGUUUCCUUGCGACAGUAGCCGAUGUCUACCCCUAUCUCUGAUGUGUGACGGUCGGAGGGAUUGCAUCGAUGGAUUUGACGAACUUCAUUGUGUCAACGUCACUAGGGUUUACCAGGUUCUUCAGAUGGGAGCAGAUGGUAAAAAUGAGACGAGCAUAUCGUUUUAUUGGUGGCUUCCGAUGCCUUUAGAAACAAUAUUGGAUUUCUUGCCUAGUAUCAGUGUAGAGCAUGAGAACAAAUGGCGAAACAUGACAUGGACGGAGGAAUCUCAAUACUUCUUUAAUGAUUUGAAGCCUUUCACCUCUUACAACCUGACCGUUUACGUUAGGAACAGAAACACGAGCGUUAUAUUCCCACCAGCUAAUUACUUGAUAGCGAGCACCAAAGAAGGUGUUCCUUCUGAACCUUAUAAUGUUACCGUCAAACAGCUGGACAGCUCUCAUGUUUUCAUUUCUUGGAAUAAACCACAGUCGCCAAACGGCAUCAUAAAUUCCUACGAAAUAGGAUUACGUUCGGCAGAUCCGAAUUUUUCCAGAAACAUUCAAUUACACAAAAGGACCAACACAACAUAUAUUCUGUCAGAAGAAUUUGAGCAUGACAUGGUAUAUUCUUUCUUUGUCAUAGCCCAUAACGGACUGCACAAAAGUCAACCGUCUGAAGUCGUUACCUUCACAUUCGAUAAGAAUACCAAUCUGAAUAGUCUUGAGAAUGUGACGGUUAUAGGAGUGACCAAUAGCAGCAUAACACUGGCAUGGAAUUAUACAGGGGUACAACCGGAAGGUUUUCAUGUAGAUGUAACUAUAACAAAUCAUGCUUAUCCAAAAUUGGAACCACAAACUACCAAGGAAAACAAGAUUACCAUUAGUAAUCUUUCGCCUGGUGUAACACACCAAUUCAAAAUCUAUGCUUACAAGAAGCAUUUUUCUGGUCCGGCUGUAAUCGUGGCGCAUAUAAUCAAGGGCAAACCCCUUCCCGAAAUUGGCAAUAUACGGGGAACAAUCAAUUCUACCGAGGCUGUUCUCACAUGGGAAAAACUUCAUGAUGACAGAAAUGCCGAUUGGAUUUAUGGUGUUUACUAUGGAAUUGAAGCGAUGGACUUAUUCAACAAACCAAAACUCGAAACUACCAAUCUUACUGCGACCAUAUCUCAGUUGGCAGCAUGCGAAACUUACACCUUCACAGUAGGCGUUGUUGGUCCUCUUGGUUACGGACCCCUUUCACGAAAUUGGAUCGAACUCACCACGUCUCCAGAUCCAAAAGCACCACCGAAAAAAUUAACGGUCACCAAAGACGAUGGAAAUCCUCUGAGGAUGAAGCUUAGGUGGAUACCAUCCUGUGAGACGUCAGAGGGCGUGAGUUAUAUUAUCAAAGUGUAUAAUCAGAUAACGAACAAAACUUCACGGUUCGGCAAGAAGAAAAUCGAUGGUACACCUUUCGUACAGCAUGUUUUCGACGUUUCUUACGGAGGCAUCUACAACGUGAGCGUGUCAACUAACGAGACGGGUGCACAGUUCACCGCACCAAUGGUUUAUUACGCACCACCGAUAUUACCACCGUAUGAAGUCAAAGUUUGGGUGGAAAACAACGGCAGUUACAUACUCUAUUGGCAGGAACGGAAGCUAUCGCCACUUGUUGGGUCCUACAAAUAUGAAGUAGUAGUAACACCAGGGAAUACCUUCAAUGAGAAUUCCUCGGAGAGAUAUCUCGUCGAUAAACCACCGUUUAUCUACACUAAUUUCACGGGCACCAUGUAUACCUUUGGGGUUAGGUUGAUCACCCACGAGAAUUUCACUUCUUUAGUCUCCGAGAGAGUGUCGAUGUCGAAUGAUUACAAGAAAUCCGUUACUUUAGCCAGGAGUAGCGUGAGUACGGUAAUAAUUGCCGUUGUCACUCUAUUCGUUCUACUCUCUGUUGCUAUCGGUGUAUUAUUUGUGAGGCAUAGAAGGCUCCAAAGGAGCUUUUCGCGAUUCACGAAUUCCCAUUAUGACACGAGGUCAGAUGCGGCAACCUUCGAUGAUAACCAUGGCUUGGAAGACGACAUACCAAGAAUUCAAGGUUUUUCGGACGAUGAGCCACUGGUGAUAGCAUAAGAACAUACUUUUUAUGUGGGAAUAAAAUUAUUUGACAAUUCUGAAAAUUUUCGCUCUUAUGAAUAUUGUGUGCUGGAACGAGUGGAUAUGUUGAGAAUGUACUGGUUUUUUUUUUGUUCAUUGGUUAAACUAAUAUAAAUAUCUGUAGUGUUGCUCUAGUCUCAAACUUUUUUAUUUCAUUCAAUAAUUCUCCAAUAAAAAUAUUUUUCAACUAUAACUGAGCCUAUUCAAUUUUCCUCAGAUAAAAAUUUAUAUGAUCUGAAUUGAACUCCUACUUUGAAUUCUAUUUUAAAUUUAUGUACAGCACUUUUUUAUUCUUGUGAUGUUUAUGUGUCUAAAACUUUUUCCCAGCUCAAAGUUGAACAUUCCGUUUGAUUCAUACAAUUACUUCAAGUGGUACGAAUAGAAAAAGUUCCUUUGGUAUUAUCCUUAUAUUGAUUUAUGUUUUCAUGGUUUAUAACGUUAUAAUUAACGGCGUUGUUUACUAAUCAAGGUAUGAAUCCCAAAGAAUACUAGCUUAUUUAUGACGAAAAUUUCAAAUUAUCGUAUUGCUCACUUUCAACAUGUUUAAUAAAUAUAAUUUUUUAAGAAAGAUUGCAAUAUGAUUCACUUUGAAUUUUCUUCGAUGAAUUGCAGUGUUGGUCUGUGAAAGUUGUUUGGUUUAGUAUUUUUUUUAUUUAUAUAAGUCAAAUUCUGUGAUACUUUAAGUUAAGGUUUAUUUGAUAUGUGGAAGAAUUUGACUAUAUCUUUACCUUUAUAAAAUGUUGAAUGUUCAAUAAAAUAUCGGAAAAGAUGUA